AUGUUGAAGCGAUCCUCUUUGAUAUAUUUAUCGUGCGUCUUAAUCUUUGCUGUACCGAUUCUUUUACACAUAUACAACGUCCCUGGACUUCCAAGCAAGGUUAAUGGACAUAAAACGCUUCGAAACCUAAAAAGAGCGUUAGCAAGUCCCAAUAAAUCCAACGACGGGAACAAUGAGGAGCUGUUUUGUGCGGUAACCAAUCCAGUCACUGGAUCAUACAUCGAUCUAUCACAACUAUCAUCUACUCCGAAUAAGCUGAGGGAGGGCCAAAAGCAAAAUUCCGGAAAAAGCAAGCACGAGUCUUCCAAGACGAAGUGGUCAGUCAGAGGAUGGGGCUACGAUACUAAUUUCACACUAGGUAUCUGCUCCAGCCCCGUAGGCGAAGCCGAAUCCCAACUGCUAUCUAAUGUGACGGGUGCGUUCUACGUGGACCAUCUCAGUGAGAACAGCCUGGUGUCAAUCGGUGACUUCAGUACGCAACCCAUGCUAGUGGGUGGUCCCACUGCCAAGAAGCUAACCCUGAAAUAUGAAAAUGGCUCGAUAUGCCCGAAUGGUAAAGACAAAAAGGCGACCUUGUUAAACUUCGUCUGCGAUAAAGAGAUCCAGUCCAAGGCACAGAUAUCGUACAUCGGCAACUUACACGAUUGCUCGUACUUUUUCGAAGUCCGCAGCAUUUAUGCCUGCCCCACCUCCAGCAAAAAGACCGAGGUCAGCGUUUUGGGUAUUUUCAUCGGCAUCUUCGUCAUCUUCUUCUUGGUUGAGUUUGCAGGUAGAAGAUGGAUCUACGCUAAAUUGAAUAAACACCUGAAAAACAGUGCCCAGUUGAAUGACGUAUCGCCCUCUUUAAAUGAGCAACCACACUGGGACCUCAUAGAAGACGGGUCACGUUGGAGUAGGUUCUUUAACAGGGUAGUCAAGACGACAAGAAGAUUCACUAAAUCUUUAAUGAGGUCCCUGAUCAGGGACAGAAACAAGGGCCAAGGCGGUAUAAGAUUAAGAACGUCUCCCUCUGCCUCUUCUUCCAGUCUCGUCAACAGAGAGUUCUUCAGAGACAUGGAGGCACAGAACGAAAUAAUAGAUAGUCUAGAAAUCAACAGCCACACUACAGAAAGUGAUCACCCGACCUUAGCAGACCAUAGCAUAUGA
Molecule: messenger RNA, 1146 nt
Organism: Saccharomyces kudriavzevii IFO 1802
Lineage: Eukaryota; Fungi; Ascomycota; Saccharomycetes; Saccharomycetales; Saccharomycetaceae
Gene: MRL1
Product: Mrl1p
Exons: 1
Coding region: 1-1146 (381 amino acids)
Biological process (GO): lysosomal transport
Molecular function (GO): signaling receptor activity; D-mannose binding
Source: RefSeq, a predicted model, not a curated record